Molecule: messenger RNA, 2875 nt
Organism: Homarus americanus (American lobster)
Lineage: Eukaryota; Metazoa; Arthropoda; Malacostraca; Decapoda; Nephropidae
Exons: 5
Coding region: 211-1242 (343 amino acids)
Molecular function (GO): sequence-specific DNA binding
Source: RefSeq, a predicted model, not a curated record
GGGUAGGCGUGGCUUAGUAGCUGACCCCCGCUCCGUGGGCGGCGCUGGUUGACCUCGACCACGGGGCACACACUGUGGAAUUGGUGGGGUCGACUACUCAGGGACAAACAGCGUUGUAGGGGAGGAAUCCACUACCAGUUCACCAAGUACUUGUUUUACCCACAAUGCCCAGCUCUCAGACGUCACUGUUGUCAACACUAUAACACAAUAAUGGUUAUUUGUGCAGUUUACGGGUGUAGCAACAAACCUAAAAUCAGAACCAGAGAGCACAUUAAGUAUUUCAGAUUCCCCAGAGAUAAGGACACGUGUAAUAAAUGGAUACAAGCUUGUAAGCGCUCUGAUGAAGUCAACACUAAAUUUGCCCGGGUGUGUUCUCUCCACUUCCAAGAAACUGAUUACAAACUUGAGUACAGAAUAAUGAAAGUGCGGCUACAACUAUCACCAAAAAGAACUAGACCACUGUACCCGUGGGCUGUACCAUCCCUACAACUACCAAAGGCAAAAUCAGUUACAGAGAAACCGGCGUCUAUCACUCGGAAGAUACGAGCCGAUAAAAGAAAUAAUAAAAGACUUGUACGAGAGAUAGUCAGAGAAUGUGGCCCAGCGAUACAGGAGAAUCCUGACCAACAAAAGGAAUCACUUUUGUACAUAAGACAACAGCCAGAUGCUGAACCAACAACUCCAUCAACCUCAGAAGAUGGUGUACCUCCUGGGAACAAUAAGGGCAGACCAGCAAAUAAAACAAGAAAGAGAAAGAUAUUGGCACAAGAUGUGACUCAAAUACAAACUGAGGAUCAAGAUGAACAACAAAGUGGACCAAGAACAAAGAGAAAAGGAUCAAAAGAGAAAACAUCAGAAAGCCAGAGAGAGGAAACACUUGACAAGGAAGUGCUGGUCCAGCCUAAUACCUGUACUCACAAACACAACAUUCAUGUUGACGUCUCUAGUAAAGGAUGGCAAGUGUUUGGUAUACCUGUAAAGGAAGAAAAUUCAGACAAUGAUGGAUUUAAUGAAGAACUUAAAGGAAAAAUCAAGGAAAUUGAUGAAAUUGUGAAAGAAGAAGAAGUUUACUGUGAUGAAGAGUUCUCAUGUGAAAAACCAGACCAAGGUUUGAAAGUGAAGGAAAACGACCUGGAAAAUUAUGUAUUUGUAAAAGUUGGAAUACUGGACAGUGAUGAGUCUAAGAAGGAAGAUACAACAGAUGGUGACUUGUAUGUGACUGUAGGAAUACAUGAUGUUUAACAGAUGUGCUGGGAGACAAAAUUACAACAGAAAAACUUUAGAUGACGUGUAACAACUGACGCUGAAAACUGUGGUCUUAAUAUACUUUAAUACAGGGUGAGUCAUUAUGAUUAAAUAUACUGUAUGUAUGAAAUACAAUACAGAAGUACUGUAUGUUAAGUUAUUGGACACCAGCACAUCAGAAACAUUGCAAGAACAGACGGGAGAUUCUCCUUUAAUUACAUUUUGACAAAAGUAAUACAAAAAUGGUCAAAACUGAGUGAAUAUAUAAUUCUGUUAUGAGGCUGUAUGACUUGUGUGUUGGACAAACAGAACAGUUUGGCUGCUAGAUAUUGUAUGGAUCAUUUAACCCUUAAACAGUGGCCAUCAUUAGUGAAAGUUUGUUGUAGGGACAGUUACCAUCAUCAGGGGAAGUUAGUUGUAGGGACAGUUACCAUUAUCAGGGGAAGUUAGUUGUAGGGACAGUUACCAUCAUCAGGGGAAGUUAGUUGUAGGGACAGUUACCAUCAUCAGGGGAAGUUAGUUGUAGGGACAGUUACCAUCAUCAGGGGAAGUUAGUUGUAGGGACAGUUACCAUCAUCAGGGGAAGUUAGUUGUAGGAACAGUUACCAUCAUCAGGGGAAGUUAGUUGUAGGGACAGUUACCAUCAUCAGGGGAAGUUAGUUGUAGGAACAGUUACCAUCAUCAGGGGAAGUUAGUUGUAGGAACAGUUACCAUCAUCAGGGGAAGUUAGUUGUAGGAACAGUUACCAUCAUCAGGGGAAGUUUCAUUUUCCUUGUGUUUCACACACACACACACACACACACACACACACACACACACACAUACAUACAUACAUGUGGGGCAGUAGGGAAUACUUAGUUGCUGGUUAAGGGUUAAAUGUCUUUAUGCAGUAUAUCUGGUUUCUUUGUUUGCCAAAAAAUAAUAAUUUAUACGUCCCAAUAUUUUUUUUAAUACAAAUAUGCUGGAGGGGAUAUUAGUAUGUUCUAUACGUUCUUUACUCACCAACUGUGUGGGUUUUGUUCCUGAAACACCUACUGGUUAGAAAGAGCUUGAUCUGAUGGGAAAUAAGGGGUUAGGUUAUUGAACACCCAGAGACAUGCCCUGAGUCCUAUUAUAUUCACUUAGGGUAAAAUAAACAUGGUGAUAUUUAAGUUUACACCAUAACAAUAAAACUUAAAAUUUUAGGCAUAAAAACAGCAAUUAUGAAAGUAUAUACUGUACCAGGGGUAGCCAGACUUACUUAACCUAAGAGCUGCAUAUGUUUAUCUUAAGAUGUUUGAGAGGCGCAAGACAUGAAAGAAAGUUUUAUACAGGGUACACGUUUUUAUUAUUACAAUCUGUACAGUAUACACAUUUUAUUAAUAAAAUUAUAUGGAAAUAUUACUAAGAAAUAAUAUUUACAAAUACUUUUUUUUUUAAUGAUAAAAUAUAUUAGUUUUAAUAAUGAGAAAGCUCUCAAACAGGUAUAUACCAUAUGUUACCAAAAUCCUGACUGAUGUUUGUUUUCACGGCUCUGAGUACGUAAUACAUAAUGAGCUACGGUGCAGGAAAAUCUUAGAAAAAAGAUACAGCUCUGCAUUUCAGUAACAUAAAAUGAGAUUGUUGAAAUAAAAAUAAAAUGUGAAAAGCA